AGGAAACGUGAAGUGCUGCAAGAAGCUUUGAGCCGAAGUCCGUCUGCUUGUGUUCAAUUAUUGAUAACAAAAAAGGCGAGUAACAACCAAAGGAGUACUGGUAUUAAUUAAUGGCUUUAAUUUAACCACCAAAGAUGGUAGUUAACCUUGAGUCAACCCGGGAACUGAUUCAACACGUAAAGCUCAGCUGCGGAGAAGAAUGCCUUUGCUGGGUCGCUAGCUAGCUAGCGUUAGCUUUCAGGAUGGGCAACUGAACGCUAACCGGAACCAGAAUAAAAAUAUAUAUCACUGUACAAUGACAGAAUUUUGAGAGUACUGUCUCUCGAAAACGCGGCGAGAAAAGAGAGUUUCGUGUGUGCCUUUUAGCUACCUCCGAACCGUGUCGGUACUGUUUACAUGAUGAAGAACUGCGAGUACCAGCAGAUCGACCCACGGGCGCUGUCGGUGUCGCCGUCGUCCGCACAGAACCACACCGAGAAGAGAGUGCAGCGGCCGCGGAGGAAAUGGGAAGUGUUCCCGGGGAAGAACCGGUUCUACUGCGACGGGCGGAUCAUCCUGGCCAGACAGAGCGGUGUCCUUCCUCUGACACUGGGCCUUAUUGUUGUCACAUGUGGCCUUUUCUUUGCAUUCGAUUGCCCAUUCCUGGUGAAACAUCUGACCGUCUUCAUACCUGUGAUCGGUGGGGUGCUUUUUGUGUUUGUGGUCCUCUCCCUGUUGAGAACCAGCUUUACAGAUCCAGGCAUUUUACCUAGGGCCACCCCAGAUGAAGCGGCAGACGUAGAGAAGCAGAUAGAUACCUCAGGAUCAUCUACGUAUCGCCCCCCUCCGCGAACCAAGGAGAUCCUCAUCAACCAGCAGGUGGUAAAGCUCAAAUACUGCUUCACUUGUAAAACGUUCCGCCCUCCUCGGACCUCCCAUUGCAGCCUGUGUGACAACUGUGUUGAACGAUUUGAUCACCACUGCCCAUGGGUGGGGAACUGUGUGGGCAAACGCAAUUACCGCUUUUUCUACAGCUUCAUCAUCUCUCUGUCUUUUCUGACAUCUUUCAUAUUUGGCUGUGUCAUCACACACAUUACCCUGCGUUCUCAAGCAGGUAAAAGCCUUGUUCAAGCCAUUCAGGAGAGUCCUGCCAGUGUGGUGGAGUUGGUGAUAUGUUUCUUCUCCAUCUGGUCUAUUCUGGGCCUCUCAGGCUUCCAUACUUACUUAGUAGCCUCCAACCUCACAACAAAUGAAGAUAUAAAGGGCUCCUGGUCAAGUAAGAGGGCUGCAGAGGAGUCUGGGAACCCGUACAGUUACAACAGUAUUAUAACCAACUGCUGUGUGACGUUAUGUGGUCCCAUGCCCCCAAGUCUGAUUGACAGAAGAGGUUUUCUGCCUAUUGACGAGGCAAUCCCUGCUGCUUCUGCUUCGGAGAUAGAGCUGCCUCCAUUCGUGGCCAAGAAUGACGCGCACAUGUGCACUCAGAGCACCAAGGACGUGCUGGAGAGGGUGGUCCACUCUUUUGACUAUCAAGGCCUGUGCCCCACUGGCACCCCAAAGACCUCCCCUCUGGCCCUGGAGGUUUCCAGCACUGCAGCACCUUCCCCAGAAACUUCACCGUCCGCUGGCUGCUCCCGACAGCUCGCCCGCCAUCCCGUGGCUGCUCCUUGUCCCCCGUUCAGCAGUAGCAACAAGAGGGACUCGCUGCACUCUAUCAACCCAGCCUUCCGUCUGGCUUCUCCCUCCCCGUCGCUGAGCCGCACCACUUUAAUUCUGGGUGAUGCACCCGACAUUGGCUUUAUCCCACUACCCUGAGUGCACCCAGUAACCAUAAGAGAACAGAAGGCGUCACAGUGCACUUGUCCUGCUAUGCUCAACACUGUCCUGUAUCACCUGCAAUGUUUUUGGCUACAAAGAGACUCUUUAACAGUGGUGGUCAUGCUGUGUGUUACCAUUUGGUAUUUUAAAAUGUCAUUCUGAUGAGUUGAUCAAGCAUUACCUGGAGGGUUUUUACGUUCUGUGAGUUUUAUCAACAAUGUCCUACUAUUCUGUUCUGUAUGUGUCCUUCGCGAUGGAGGUGAAUCUUAGUAAUACUUGGAAGCACAAUAUAGAGAUAUUUUUUUAAACACCUUUUUAAGAAGACACCCAGAACAUGCCUCCACACCUUCCACUGAACCUCAAGCCAUACAUCACAGCUGUAUUCUUUUAAGUUCAUGCUAAUAUCUUAUGCAAACAGGUCUUUAAAUCUGGGAAUCCUCACAGUGGGACUGUGGAUGCAAGGCGUACAGAAACAGAAGCUUAGAUUUACUAAACCUGUUCUGGAUUGUGAGCCAUUUCAGGAUUAUGAGCUCAACCUUAUAUCCUGUCAUCUAGAUCUACAUCAUCCCAGUGUCAUCAGGUGGUUCCAGAUCUACAGUAUUUAGAUGAAUGAGUUUGAAGAGGAAGGGCAAGGUGCACUUAUAAUUUCAUUUUGAAUGUAUGCAUACCAAGGUUUUUUUGCUGUAUUUUCUAAUCGGUUCUUCAUGUCUUGGUAAAUAUCGUUUCUUUUUGCAAGGUGCAUCACUUAAGGAGACUAUAAAUAAAAGUGGAGACAGGUGAAGUUGAGUGAAUUUACCCAGAUAUUUUUGACUGGAUAAUAACUGACUGAAAUAGUUCCUCCACACAUUAUAUAAUGUCUACUUUGUUGCUUUAUGUAAUUUGUUGGAUAUCAAAGCCAAGUGUUUAAUUUCAAAUCACAUUUAGCUGCUGCCUACCAUGGCUUGGAUUGCAGUAUUUAUUACGGACACACUGUUUCUUGUUAAUGUGAUCUACUGGGAUGCUUACAGUAUGACGAAGCAUCUGUUUUUGUCAUCAUCAUGUUGCCUGUCAUGAGUGUGUUGGUGUUUGCAGCACAGGCUCGACGUAUAGACCGCUUCAAGCAAAGUAAUGUUUUAGGAAUGUCGACGAGGCCUCUUCACACGCAGGGCGAGCGGUCGUUUUUGUGGCUGUGACCUUUUCGUCUUCUUACAGCAUGAAACUUAACCCUCCAUCUGUGAUGGUGGAGUUCAAUUUCUUGAGAGUAAAUGGCAGGAGCUAGUUUGUGCCACUAGGGGGCAGCCUGUGAAUAAGGAUUGCGGCCUAGUCAGAACGCAAUUGAGUAACAUGAAAACCAUUUUAAAAAAAAGGCCUUUUGAUGUUUUAUUUAUUUUUUGUAAGUGAGCGUUGAAGCUGUACAUAGGUUGUGAGUUUGUGAAGAACCACUUUGCCAUAGUCAGUGGGUCUCACAUUUAUCAGUCUGCAUCAAGACCCAUAGGGUGUGUAAACAAUUACAAGCAGUGCUUGUAUGAGCAAACUUGUUUGUAUUUUGUAGGAUGUAACAGUGGAACUGUAACAUUUGAUCAAUAAAAAUGAUCCGUUUUGUUGA
Dicentrarchus labrax (European seabass) is the source of this 3382-nucleotide messenger RNA. It is a transcript of the gene zdhhc18a, whose product is annotated as zinc finger DHHC-type palmitoyltransferase 18a. The coding region runs from base 397 to 1794 and encodes 465 amino acids. Gene Ontology annotation, cellular component: Golgi apparatus; endoplasmic reticulum. Lineage: Eukaryota; Metazoa; Chordata; Actinopteri; Moronidae. Gene Ontology annotation, molecular function: protein-cysteine S-palmitoyltransferase activity. Gene Ontology annotation, biological process: protein targeting to membrane; peptidyl-L-cysteine S-palmitoylation. The transcript is spliced from 9 exons. The record is from RefSeq and is a predicted model, not a curated record.